ACUCACGAACGAGGUCAUUUAUUUGUUUACAUGAGAGGACAGGUGGUAGAGCUUCACUGGCGGGGACGGGCUCUAAUGUCCUCUACUCAUAACACAAGAAGAAAGGGAUAAUUCAUCAAAAUGGGAGGGGGAGAUCUGAACCUGAAGAAGUCAUGGCACCCUCACACCAUGAAGAACCAGGAGCGAGUGUGGAAGGCGGAACAACAGAAAGCAGAAGAAGACCGCAAAAUGGCUGAGCUCCAGAGAGAGUUGAAGGAAGAGAGAGAGAGGGAGAUGCUGAGAAAAACUGCUGAAGACUCUGGGGCGGUCGACAAAAAGUCAAAUGACAAGUUGGAUUGGAUGUAUAAGGGGCCAGGAGGUCAUGUUAACCGAGAGGAAUACUUACUGGGGAGGAAGAUUGACAAAGCAUUCGAACAGCUGGAGAAAUCUGAAGAUGCUGUACCUUCACCUUCUGGAGAGGGAGAACAACCAGCUCCCCCCCCUCAGCCAAGUAAAGCAGCGUAUACCAUUGAGCACGAGAUCAAUCCUGAGUCUGUGAUCCACCGCGAGAUGAGUAACGUCCAGGUUGACAUGAGGAGGAAGCUGCUGGAAGAUCCUCUCCUUCUAAUACGUCAGAAAGAAGAAGAAACUAAACAACAGAUCACAAGUAAUCCCGUCAAGAUGAAGCAACUGCAGCAGCUGAUAUCAACAAUCAGAACAAAGAAGAAGAAGAGAUCUAGCAGUAGUAAUAGCAGUAGUAGUGAGUCAUUCAGUUCAUCUAGCGACUCAUCAGAUUCAGAUUCUGAGAAGGAGAAAAUGGAAAGCAAAAAGAAGAAGAAGAAGAAGAAGACACACAAGAGGAAACAUUCGGUAACCAGCAGUGAUUUAUCCGAUACAGACAUCAGCAAUGACGAACACAAGAAGAAGAAGAAGAAGAAAAAGAAGAAAUUGAAAACCAAGAAGGACAAGAAAACAAAGAAACACAAAAAGGACAAAGGCAAAAAGAGAAAUAAGAAGAAAUCCAAGAAGAAGAAGAAGAAGGAGGAAGAAAGUGAUAGUGAUGAUGAUGAAGAUAAAAAGAUGACGGGGAAUAUAGAUAAUAAGGGAGGACACUCUGAGUCUGAAGGAAGGGAGAAGGGAGACAGAGAAAGGAGUGUAGGUGGAACAUGGAAUAAAGACCCACACAGACAAAGAGAAAGAAGUAGAGAGAGGCAAGGAGGAAGAGGAUUGGAACAAGGCAGAGGAGGAAGAAGGGAUGACAAGUGGGAACAGAGUAGAGAGAGGGAAAGAGCUAGGGAUCGAGAAAUGGAAAGAAAAAAAGAGAGAGAGAAAAGUAGCAACAGAGAGAGAAAUAGAGGUGACAGGUCGUCCAAACAUCAUAGGAAUCAGAGUAGGAGCAGGAGUGGAGACAGACGUGAACAUGCCCGUAGGAGUCUGGAUCGAGAGAGUGCGGGCAAAAAGAAAUUAACUCCCGAGGAAAUGGAGAAGAAGAGGCAAGAGAUGAUAGAAGCAGCAAAGAAACGAGACAAGGAGAGGAAGGAAAAUGUUGAACGGUACGCCGAGGACAGAAAGAAAGAAGAAGCAGUUGAGGCGUCAGUGGACAAGUUUAUGAGGAAUCAACUUGGAAAUGCUUCAGCAAGUUCCAUGGAGGAUCGAGUUAAAUCUCGGGUUAGUUCACUCCAGCGUGGAGUAGCUCACAUGGAGUCAAACUUUGCUCGGAAAUAAGUUUAGUGAAUGUGACUUGUUGAGUGUAAGACUGUGCUUAAAAUGAGAGGUAACUGCCUUUAUAAUACUGUACAGGUAAACAACUCCAGGUUGAGAAGAGUUAGUUUAGCUUAGGAUAUUGAUGUGACUUGUGGCCAGCUUAGCACACACACCACACCAGUGACCCCUACCAACUCUGCCUGACCACUGAGCCAGGGAAAACAGUGCAUACAUUACUUCUUCCCAGAUGAAUGUCACUCAGUUGCCAUUAAUCAAAUUUUGGCAAUUCUUGUGUUUAGUUUAAGAUAACAUUUGAUGCAGCAAUUGAUGUUUAUUUUCUUAUACAGGUACUCAUAUUUUUUACAACUAGGAUUUAAACUUUGAUCGUCAUCUGUGCUAUUGAUUCAUGGAAAAAAAAUAUUGAGGAAUUAAGUUCUUGUAAUACCAAAACGUUCUUCAUUUUACUAACAAAGCUUUCUACUGUACCUGUAUCUUUUUUCUGUUAAUAUAUACUGUAUAUAUGGAACUUCAUGGUGAGAGUUUUGGCUUUAAUGGACAACUGAAAUACUUUGAAAAGAAUCAUUGUUGGAAGCAUUAAUACAGUUGGCUGGACUCAGAACUUACUGUUAAAGAAUUGUGUACAUAAACAAGGUCACUAGCCAGGCUUGUCUUUCUCUCUUGUGGCUCAUAUCAGUGCAGUAAAUUCACUAAGUCACUGCACUUAUACCUGGUACAGUGGCUGGUGCAUUUUGUGAGAUGUGGCAACUGUGUGUUUGUAGCUCCAGGAAUGGCCCCAAGGAGCUCCACAAUAGUAGCCCGACUGAGGAUGCUAGGUAAACAUUACACAGAGUUGCCACAUCUCACAAACUGCACCAGCCACUGUACCAGAUGUCUGACUGUCUUCAAGGGGGUAGAUGUUGUCAAAACUUUGUAGAUGAUUAAAGCAAUUUAUUUUCCUAAAUUUCUAAUGAGCCCAUUUUUACACCUAGUACAGUUAGUAAAGUGAAAUUAGACCAUAGUAUUCUCCCUUCUGCCUGCCCCAAAAAGCAGUACAGGUUGAAGCUCUCAUAUCCGGGAUUCUAACACACAGCAACCCCCCCCCCCCCAAAACAGCACGAGUGGCAGUUUCUUUUAGUUUCGCCAGUUAUGUUUCUGUGGUGAGCCAAUCGCUCCCGCCAUCACACCCGAGGGCAGUGAUGUGUUUAUUUAAGUACUACAGUUUUAUUUUACCCUUAUUAAACUGCACCACGGCACCCAAACACGUGCUUAUAUACGCAUACAGGCAUACAGUGUAUCAGUUACCUGUUUACAAGUACCUGUACGCUAAGAAAUACGACUUUUUCAAUAAUGGCAAUUUUCUAUAUCCAGCUUGGAGUUGGUUACAUGUUUACCGGAUAUGGGAAUUUCAACCUGUAAAAGAAUAUAUGAUUACAACAUAUAACCAAGAAAAUUACUUAUUUGUGAGGAAACAUAUUAAUAUUGACAGAAUAAACUCUGUCUUUACAAAUGUACUAGUUUAAAUUUUAUGCUUUGUAUUUUCUUGUCAUUCCUUUAAUUAUUUUUUAUUAAAGUAUUGUAAAUGGACUAAUAUUCAGAAUGUAAAAACACAAGUUAAGUCCCAGUACUGUAUAUUUGUGUUUAUGUAUCCAUUUCUUAUACAAUACAUGUGAUUAUAUUAAACAUUAUACAUGACACAAGUCUUAUCACUAUACUGUACAGUCUCUUGUUUACACUCACUGGCUGUAUUUAAUUGGCUAUUUAACUUAUUUUGAACCUGCCAGACCUGUAUAUAUUAUCAUACACCCAGAGCCAAUAAGAAUUAAUAUAUAGAUACGUAUUUCAUCACCAUCGCAUUAUUCUUUGGUCAGCUUCCUAGCCAGUUGGACUGUUUUAAAUUCCCCAGAAGAGGAAUAAUUUUAUUUUGUUUCAUUUACAGUUUUAGUUUUAUUUCCUUAUGACUACAUGUCCUUCAGGAGGCUACAGUGCUAAAGCUUUUAUGACAGCAGAUGACAAGAACCAACUUACGUAAACUUGUUGCUUGUAUGUUAUUUAAAGAUAAUGUUGUGUUGUGUUGUGUUUGAUUUUAUAAUGAAUAUCUUCGGACCAAGAGUAGAUAAUGGCCUCUAAAUGAUGAUGAUGAUUAUGGUGGGUAUGAUGAUAUUGUGAGUGUGAGGCUGUACUAAGAAAAAAAAUACAUAGAAUGAAAAUAGAGUAGAGUUUCAUCUCCCUACAUUUUGACGAAUGAGAUUCAGCUGUAUACUUGUUUUUAGUCUGAUGAAGUUAUAUAGAAAUAUGUAACUACACCUCUUGUAUCUGUACAGUAAAACUAUCAAUGUGCUGAACAAAUGGAAACGGAAGAAGGUGCUUUUAACCCACAAGUUACCGAGGGUGAAUAGAUAAACUGGAGGCAAUACUGUGUGGCUGAAAGUGUACAUUAUUGUAUAUUAUUUCUUAUACAUCAGUUGUUAGGUAUCUCUUAGGCAUUUCAUUGGCAAAUUCAGGUUUGUUUUUACCCUCAUUAUAUAAAAUUGGAAGUUGAGAAAAGGUAAAUACUGUAUUAAACUCUUUUGUGUUCUCAUAUUAAUGAAAUCUUGAAGUUAGAGACAAGGAAGAGACUGUACUGUACUUAUUAUAUUAAGUAAAUACUAUAUACCUGGUA
Homarus americanus (American lobster) is the source of this 4342-nucleotide messenger RNA. It is a transcript of the gene Cwc25, whose product is annotated as pre-mRNA-splicing factor CWC25 homolog. The transcript is spliced from 7 exons. Gene Ontology annotation, cellular component: U2-type spliceosomal complex. Gene Ontology annotation, biological process: mRNA splicing, via spliceosome. Bases 121 to 1704 code for a protein of 527 amino acids. NCBI's taxonomy places the organism in Eukaryota, Metazoa, Arthropoda, Malacostraca, Decapoda, Nephropidae. The record is from RefSeq and is a predicted model, not a curated record.